AUGCGGGCAGCACAGAAUGGCCACACGAGUAUCGUGGCGUUGCUGUUGGAAAAGGGCGCAUCGGCAAACCAUGCUAACAAGGAUAGCUCUACGGCCCUCAUGUGGGCGGCAAGGAAUGGCCACAUGAGCACAGUGGCAUCACUGUUGGAAAAGGGCGCGUCAGUGGACCAGGUUGACGAGGACGGCUCAACGGCCCUCACGUGGGCAGCAAGGAAUGGCCACACAAGCACAGUGGCAUCGCUGUUGGAAAAGGGUGCAACAGUUGAACUGGCUGACGAAAAUGGCUCAACGGCCCUCAUGCAGGCUGCACAGAAUGGCCACACGAGCACCGUGGCGUUGCUGCUGGAAAAGGGCGCAUCAGUGGACCAGGCUAGCAAGGACAGCUCAACGGUCCUUAUGCGGGCUGCACAGAAUGGCCACACGAGCACCGUGGCGUUACUGUUGAAAAUGGGGACAUCAGUGGACCAGGCUAGCAAGGACGGCACAACGGCCCUCAUGCAGGCUGCACAGGAUGGCCAUGCAAGCACCGUGGCGUUGCUGUUGGAAAAGGGUGCAUUAGUGGACAAGGAUGACGAUAACAGCUCAACGGCCCUCACGUUGGCAGCAAGGAAUGGCCACACGAGCACGGUGGCAUCGCUGUUGGAAAAGGGUGCAACAGUUGACCAAGCUGACCAAUAUGGCUCAACGCCCCUCACUUGGGCAGCAAGGAAUGGCCACACAAGCACUGUGGUUCUGCUGUUGGAAAGGGGUGCAUCGGUAGACCAGGCUGACAUGGCAGGCAAAACGCCUCUCAUGCAAGCUUGCAUGCUGGACAAUGGUAUCAGGGCUGCAGAGAUUGUGAGGAUUCUGCUGCACCAUGGAGCAGAUGUAGAUGGGGCAGACGAGAACGGCCUGACAGCCCUCAUUGGGGCAGCACAGAAGGGCCACACAAGAAUGGUGGCACUGCUGUUACAUGGGGGAGCAUCGGUAGACCAGGCUGACAAGAAUUUGUCAACAGCUCUCAUCUAUGCCGCAAAAGGUGGCCAUGAUGGCACCGCUAUGUCACUUGUUGCUCAUGGAGCAUCAGUGAAUCACUGCAACAAGGACGGCCGCACCCCUCUCUGGUACGCUACAGAAGGUCACAGCGGAGUGGUCAUUGGAUUGUUGAUGGGGAAUGGUGCUCGCAUGGAGAGCCUCACAUACAAUGCUGGAAUUGUGACGUUUCUCCUGAAGCAAAUGAUGGUAGUUAAAAGCAUCAAUGGCGAUGAAGAGUCGAAAAGCAUUUUGCGAAAGGGAGAUCGGUUCGCUCAAAAGCAUGAAAUACCCUUUUGUCUGAAGAAUUUCUACACAGUAGAUGAUGCACGACAGGCAGCCCAAUCAUUCUGUUGGGCACUGCGAGACAGCAAAUGUGUAAGAAGCAGAGGUCUCCAGUCCCAGAUUGAGGCAGUCAUACCAGAAAGCAUCAUCACCAAAGACAGGGAGCAUUUGCGUGACAUGCUCUCCUAUGUUCUGAGAGGCAAGGAAUGGAGUAGUGCAAGCAAGGGGCUACUGCACAAGUGGGAAGAUGCCAGAGAUAAACAUGAGCAAUGGAGCAGGCAGUGGGCAGUUCAAGAGGAAGAUGUUGAGGUUAUGCGCAUGCUAGGAAAAGGUGGCCAGGGUUGUGUGCAUAAAUGCCAGUACAAGGAUAAAGUGGCUGCUGUGAAGAUGCCAGCAUCAUACAAACCGGGCCUACCCAUUGAUGACUUUGCUGUGUUGCUCAAAGAGGCCUAUUGGCAUUCAGAGCUGAAUUCCUUGCACGCACCCCAGCUGUUUGCGAUCACCAAGUCAGGCUGGAUUGUCAUGGAAUUAGCUGACAAGGACUUGCGCACACUGUGCCAGGAGCAAGACAUUGGUUGGGCAAGAAAACUUCUCCUUCAGAAAGGCGCUUUUGCACUGAUGUACUUUCACAGCCACCGAAUUGUUCACAGUGAUGUGAAGACCCACAAUUUCCUGGUUUUUGAAUCUCAUCAAGAUGACUGUGAUGUGAAGCUUGCAGAUUUUGGCCUUGCAACUGAAGAAACCUCCACAAGAUGCCUGACGGUGAGGCUUGGAGGGGGAACAGAUGUGUACUUGGCCCCUGAAGUGUACCACAACGAAGCGCCAACCAUGGCUUCGGAUGUUUAUGCGUUUGGCGUCAUCAUGUAUGAGGUCAUAACAGGCAAGCAACCAUAUUCUGCUGAGGGUCAACCCUUGAAUCCACAAGCCAUCAUGAUGAGGAAAACUCUCGGACAAAUGGAACCUUGCAGCAUUGCCCCUGAGGAUUGUCCAGAGGAGAUGCACAUUCUGAUGAAGAAGUGUUGUCAAGAGGAUCCUGGGGGGAGACCAAGUAUCCAUGAGGUUUAUGCACAACUGUCAGCAAUGCCCAAGUCUUGGGUGCAUACGGGUUCAUCUGUGGAGAAGCUCACUGCAAUUGUUGUGGAGGCGGAGAAAGAAGUUGAGCGUGCUCUGUACAACAAAAAAAUGCUGGUGUUCUUGUAUCAGCAGAUGCAAAAGGUCAAGGAGAUGAAUGACAUCUCUAUCCAGGCAUCAAACGAGAGCAUCCCAGAGGCAUUCGAAUCCUUGAAAGUGAAUUUGCUAUUGGGGACGAAGCUGAUCAAGCAUCACUCGCAAGUGUUUAUUCAGCAUUGCUUUUACCCCAUCAGAGAGGCCAAAUUCCUUAUUGAGAAGAUCUGCACAGACUGUAGAACUGCUAUUCGCAAACUCAGUUGCAGUUCCCGCAAAGAGAUUGUGUGCAAAAUCCCGAAGAGCUGUGUGGAUCAAGAUAAAUCUGCCAUGGGAAACAUUCUGGAGUACAUCUUGGGUGAAUCAGAUGCACAUUUGCAAGAUGCGUGGAAAGAGUGGAAGCAAGUGAAGGACAGAAACGCGGAGCUCCUGCACCAGUUGCAGCCCACUUGCAACGAACAAAUCCCAUUGCAGGAUGAGUAUGUUUUGUGCGAGAAUGAUGAUGUUCAGGUUUAUGAAGCGGAGUGGGAAGGAAGCAAUGUGAUGGUGAAGUUCCAGCAUCCUACUCGUGACAGAGUUGCAUGUUUGGAGAGUUUUGCCGAGGUUUGCUCAUUCCUUGCCCUUCACGCUUGCAAGAAAAGCGCACACAUUGCCAGUGUGGUUGCUUACUCCACAUCAGGCUCAAUAGUUAUGAAAGGGGGAGAGGCAGAUUUGGUCGGGUGGUAUCAGGAGCAGGGCACUGGUUUGUCCUGGAAGUCGAGGAUUUAUGUCAUGUGGCAAGCCUCGGCUGCGUUGGACCGACUGCACAGUGGUCCCACUGCACUCGCCCACUGUAGGUUAGAGACCAAGAGCUUCUUGGUGGAUGAUCUUGGCGAAGAAUUUCCGCUUGUCACACUCUGUUGCUUCAAGCUGGCAAAUUGCGGGCCUGAUGCCCAGAAAAUUGAGGUGCAGCAGCCAAGGAGGUUUGUUUGUUUGUUUGACGCCCCAGAAUUGCAGAGGGGAGGCCUGCGUACUCUCAAGAGCGACGUCUACAGCUUUGGCUUGGUUCUGUGGGAGCUCGCAGUGCAGAUGUCGCCCAGUGAGAUGCGCUGUGGUCACCAGGGUACUGGUGCUAAUAAAUUGCUGAACACGGUCCCCAGUGACUGCCCUACAAAGCUGAAGUCAGUAAUUGAAAGCUGCUUGUCGCCUGCACCUUCGAAGAGGCGAAGCAUGCGCGAAGUGCAUGGUGAAUUGACGGUGCUCAAGGAGGAAUUCAUUGGUCAAUAUUCUUCUGCCGUCUGA
Ostreobium quekettii is the source of this 3741-nucleotide messenger RNA. Lineage: Eukaryota; Viridiplantae; Chlorophyta; Ulvophyceae; Bryopsidales; Ostreobiaceae. The record is from the annotation of a GenBank genome assembly.